Molecule: messenger RNA, 3682 nt
Organism: Oldenlandia corymbosa var. corymbosa
Lineage: Eukaryota; Viridiplantae; Streptophyta; Magnoliopsida; Gentianales; Rubiaceae
Source: the annotation of a GenBank genome assembly
CCCCGAAACAACGUAAAAAGAUGUAACCGGGAGAGCCAAAUAUGUGGACCUUUUUCGUUCCACAGCGAAUCGGCUGAUGACACGUCAUGAUAAUUUUUACUGUCUACCGUCCGAAACAGGCUUGCGUAUAUCAGAAAAACAGUUUAGGGUGAAUAUCAAAAACCCCCGGAGGUUUAGACCCAAUCGCCCAUUCCACCCGCAGGGAUAAAACUGAUUCAAUUCAUAUCACUCUGAACAACCCAGAAAAAGAAAAGAAAAACUAAGAAGGUGAGAUAAAAGUUGGGAGCUUUGAUGAUUUUGCAGCGUUCAAUUGCGAAUUCAAUGCUUAGUAGUGUAUCCAGAUUCUCAUAUGCUGGACCCAGUUGCAUCUUGCCUAAAAGGCAUUCGUCUUUAGUAAUAUGCGCCUUAUCUAGUACCACUAUUCACACACGAAGCUCUAAAAUUAGAGCAUUUGGAACCGCAGCUUCAGCUACCGCCGUUGAUUCUGAUGAUAGUAAUGCAAAAGAUACAUUCUUUGCGGCUGAAAAUGUGUCUUGGGCAUCUCUUGGUGUGUCAAAUUUGGUCUCUGGAGCUCUGUCUAAGAUUGGUUUGCAUAGACCCUCGUUGGUUCAGGUUCUUAAUUUGGCUUUCUUUUUUCUUUUUUUCUUUUUUUUUUGGGUUUACUAACUUCAGUUAAUACGUGCAGCCAUACCCUUUUGGUUUUCAUUUGAUAUUUUUCAGGGGAAUGAUGAAUGUUUUCACUUUUUUGGUUUAUAUAUCUAUUUUUGGUGCUUUUAAAUUUUAAGUGGCAGUUGUUUAUCACAUAGUGUAUUAUCAUGGGUUACUUAAGAAUUUCCUUUAAAUUUUAGGCCGCUUGCAUACCAAGUAUCUUUUCCGGAGUUGACACAGUAGUUGCUGCAGAGACUGGUAGUGGAAAAACCCAUGGGUAUCUAGUUCCGUUGAUUGAUAUGCUAUGUAAGGCUUCUGAUAAUUUGGAAGAAGAUUCUUCCAAUGGAGGGAGAGGCAAACGCCAUCAGCUAUCCCUUGUUCUCUGUCCGAAUGUUAUGUUGUGUGAGCAAGUUGUCCGGAUGGCUAACUGUUUGGUUAAAGAAAAUGGUGAACCGCUGCUUAGUGUAGCAGCCGUUUGUGGGCGUCAGGGUUGGCCUGUUCUUGAACCUGACAUUAUAGUUUCAACACCAGUUGCACUUCUGAAUUACCUAUAUGCGAUUGACCCAGAGAAACGCAGACGGACCAAUUUCAUACGCGGUGUGAAAUACAUUGUUUUUGAUGAAGCAGACAUGUUACUUUGUGGGAGCUUUCAGAACCAAGUAAUUCGUAUUAUAAACAUGCUUCGUUUUGAUGAAAAGCAGCUGUCUCGAAUGAAUGGCUUAGAGUAUGAGAACCCUCUAGCCUCAAAUGAUAUUGCAGACAUAGAAUCUAGUAGAGAUGAUAAUGAAGAGAUGGAAUCAGAUGCUUUUUUAGAAAACAAUGAAGAUUCUGAGAGUGAUGGUGAUCUUGAGAAUCUAGAAAGUCAAGCUCCUGCAGCACAGAAUAAAGAUUGGAGGAGAGUUAGGAAAACAUAUAAGCGAAGUAAGCAGUACAUCUUUGUUGCUGCCACACUUCCUGUAAAUGGAAAGGCUACUGCUGGAGGAGUAUUGAAACGUUUAUAUCCUGAUGCCAGUUGGAUCACUGGAAAUUAUGUCCACCGCCACAACCCAAGAUUGGAGCAGAAAUGGAUUGAAGUGACAGUUGACUCACAAGUAGAUGCUCUUAUAAGUGCUGUAAAUCUUGGCUUUAAGUCCGCAUUGAAUUCCUCACGUGGUGUUACUCGUACAAUGAUAUUCGCCAACACUGUUGAGGCUGUUGAAGCUGUUGCCAACAUUUUGACAGGAGCAGGAGUUGAAUGUUUUCGAUAUCAUAGUGACAGCUCUCUUGAUGAGCGUACAAAAAAUUUAUUAGAUUUCCAGCAGAAAGGUGGUGUGUUUGUGUGUACUGAUGCUGCAGCACGUGGUUUGGAUGUUCCAAAUGUCUCACAUGUUAUUCAGGCUGAAUUUGCUACAUCUGCUGUGGAUUUCCUCCAUAGAGUCGGACGUACAGCUAGAGCAGGUCAACCUGGCCUAGUGACAAGCAUGUAUAACAAAGCAAAUCGUGACCUUGUCGCUGCAAUUCGUCAAGCUGAAAGACAGGGUCAACCUGUGGAGAGUGCCUUUAGUAGGAAAAGGAGCUUUAGAAACAAGCUUAAGAAAAGAGGUAUCAGGAAUAACAGAAGUGAUGCUUCCAUUUCUGAAGGAGUCCUGGCAUAGAGAAGGACCCUGAGGUUUUAGCUGCUUACUUGCUCAUUUUUUUUGUUACACUUGAAUUAGUUGUGAGCCGUUCCGAAUGUACAGGCUAUGUUGUAAAAUGUUUCUGAGCAAAAUGGUCUUAAUUGAAUAUUUUAGUGACCUAUUACUUGGUAAAGGUUUAACCUACAAACGGCACAUGUUGGGCCAGACAAGAGGGAAAAUCAGCAAUCAAAAAUCAAAAUGAUUGGAUAUUAUUAGGAAAAUAUUGUGGGGUUCUCUAAAUAUUAGUCUAAGUUGUCACCAUCAAAUUAGGCGCAUGACUGACGUAGUUUCUGGGAAGGCCCUACCAAUAAUAAGGCCAGUGUGAAGCAGUUAAGAUAGAUGAUUAGAUGUUAAAGCAUGUAGAAAACUUUGCUAAUAGCGCUGCAUAAUUUGGACCAUUUAUUAUUUUCAGUUAGGUAGUUCUACAUGGCAACUAAAGGUCAAAAUGGAAGACAAAACUGAAUUGGUACUUGAAGAAAAGGGAUUAACUUUCAUUGACUUCUUUAUUAACAGCCUCCUAGAUAUACUAGUAGAUUGAUGUAGAAUACAGAGUGCAGAACAUUUUAUUGAUACACGAUACUUUAGACAAGAACCUCGGCAGUUUUCGUUUUGCUACAUGCUUGUAACUGCCAUUCUACCCCCUUUUUUUCUAUUAGCAUCAUCCUUCAAAUGUUGCACAAAUUCAUCAAUAGACUGGUCUGAGCUUCCCUGUUCUCCAACCGCCGCUUUUGCCAUUUCCCUCCAUUUGUUGGCAUUUUUUCUUAUUUCCUGACUUCUCUCGCCGUCCAUAACUUGUUUCAAGCAAUAUAGCAGCUCUUCUCUUCUUACGAUUCCAAAUUCAUCUUCCUUGGCUCUAAAUCCGACACCCCAUAUCUCCUCUAUGAACUUAGCAUCUGUCAUUUGGUCAGACCAUUGAGGCAUCGCCACCAUUGGCACUCCGAGGCUCAACCCUUCAAGCGUUGAGUUCCAUCCACAGUGUGUGACGAAGGAACCGAUGGCUGGGUGUGCCAGCAUUUCCAGCUGAUUACACCAUGACACAAGCAGACCCUUUCCUGCUACUGAAUCCAUAAAUGUCUCGGGAAAUUUGCUGCGUUCGGUCUCUCUCACGACCCAAAGGAAGUUAAAGUCUCCGGCUUUAAGGGCAUAGGCAAUCUCUUCCAUCUGUUUAGCAGAUAAAGAUACCAUGCUUCCAAAGGAUAUGAAAACCACUGAUCUCCUUGGCUUAUGUUGAAGCCAUUUGAUGCAUUGAUCACUGAGGGGCUUCCAUAAACUAGCUCCAUAUCCCUUGUCUCCCUCAAUCCUGCCGUCCAAAUAAGCUGACGGGACCAUAGGUCCGAUCAACUUUGCAGGCCAGAGCUCUGAUACACUCUUGGCUGCCU